Mercurialis annua (annual mercury) is the source of this 1090-nucleotide messenger RNA. RefSeq lists its product as uncharacterized. The transcript is spliced from 5 exons. NCBI's taxonomy places the organism in Eukaryota, Viridiplantae, Streptophyta, Magnoliopsida, Malpighiales, Euphorbiaceae. The record is from RefSeq and is a predicted model, not a curated record. The coding region runs from base 271 to 816 and encodes 181 amino acids.
CAAAAUAUCUAGCUUUCCUCUUCCAGAAACAACAGUUCGGGAAGUUUCUGGAUCAUAAAACACACACGACACAUCGUCUUCUUAAACCUCUCCUUACAUAUUUCUCCACUCUAUAAAAACAACUUCAACUCCUUUCAACAAUGUCUAUCAUUUCCUUGUCUUGCAUGUUCUUCCUGUCUUUCUAACGUAAGACUUUGUUUUUCAACGUAAGACUUUGUUUUUCAACGUUUCUUGUAAGUAUAUAAACGUGAGUUUUGCCAUACGGUGGAGAUGGAGGAUAGUGGGGUUUCGACCGGUUCAUGUUCAUCUUAUUAUAGUGUUCUUGGUGUGAGUUCGGACUCUUCCAUUGAAGAGAUUAAACGUGCUUAUCAUAGACUUGCUAUGCAAUGGCAUCCUGAUAAAUGGGCGAGGACGCCUUCUUUGUUAGCUGAAGCUAAACGUAAGUUCCAGCAAAUUCAAGAGGCGUAUUCAGUGUUAUCUGACCAUAAAAAGAGGGCCUUAUAUGAUAUUGGCAUGUAUGAUCCUCAAGAUAAUGAAGAAGAAGAAGAUGGAUUCUCUGAUUUUGCUCAAGAAAUGGUAUCUCUAAUGGCACAGGAGAAGAGAAAAAAUAAGAAUUACAGCAUGGAGGAGUUGCAAACAAUGUUAAUGGAUAUGGUACAAGGAUUCGAAUCUUCGUUUUCAUACACCGAAUUUUCCGGCCAUGACAGCUCGAAAAGGGCGCGGUAUGAUUCCAACGCAACGAUGAAUGACAGAGGUUCACAUUUUGGCAUACCAAGCUGGGGCAUAUACGGAACUACAAGCAGUUUUUGUAACUGAAAAUUGCAAUUUUGCUCGUUCUGAAGGCCUUUUGAUUGUCAAGAUUGCAAGACAUGUAAACAAAAUAAAAAAAUGUUUGUCUUUUCAAUCUUGUUGACGGACAUGAGUUGUGACUUAUGAUGUGUUGUGACUUGUGAUCUGAGUCAUUGUACAUAUGUUUUUAGAUAGAUGAUGAUGACAAAUUAAUGUGUAGGAAGUUUCCUGAUGAAAUGCUUAAGCAUGACACUUUUUUUUUGGAGGAAUUAAGCAUGACUUCAGUUGCAUGUGUUUAUGA